This is a messenger RNA of Medicago truncatula (barrel medic), 381 nucleotides long. RefSeq lists its product as uncharacterized. Lineage: Eukaryota; Viridiplantae; Streptophyta; Magnoliopsida; Fabales; Fabaceae. The transcript has a single exon. The record is from RefSeq and is a predicted model, not a curated record. The coding region runs from base 1 to 381 and encodes 126 amino acids.
AUGUUGAGAAAAAGCAAAAGGUUGUGUUUUAGUCCUGAUGAUGUUGAUGAGAAACCAGCCAUUUUUCUAAAGCAUGGCUGCAUCAAAGUAUUACGAAACAGAAAGAGGCUAAUCGGAACCUGGAGUUUCAGAUUACACAGAGACCCUAUUAUGUCACCUGUUAGAUUCUUAAUAAGGCUUGGAGCAAAGGUAGCAAGUUCUAUAAGAGCUGUUUCUUUGAGAAGAAGAUCCUCUAGGAAGGUUUCUUCAUCCACUUCGGUAAGGUCUCAUUCAUUAUCAGAUCACCUCACCGAUUCACACCGUGCUAAAGCUGUAGAAGAUUGCAUCGAGUUCUUGCAUUCUUCUUCCUCUAAAGAGGCACCUAGUUUAGUGAGUCUCUGA